Molecule: messenger RNA, 2580 nt
Organism: Tripterygium wilfordii
Lineage: Eukaryota; Viridiplantae; Streptophyta; Magnoliopsida; Celastrales; Celastraceae
Product: two-component response regulator ARR12-like
Exons: 6
Coding region: 250-2316 (688 amino acids)
Biological process (GO): phosphorelay signal transduction system; cytokinin-activated signaling pathway
Molecular function (GO): DNA-binding transcription factor activity; DNA binding
Source: RefSeq, a predicted model, not a curated record
CAAUUGUAAGAUAACGACACAUUCCUUAAUAGAUUAUCUUCUCUUAAUCACAAUUUACUCCUUCAAUUAAGACUAAUCACUCCUUGCGAACAAUAAUCUUUCUCUGUCUGUCUCCGUCUCUGGCAUUUGGGCUUCUCAUAUUCAGUCUCUCUCUUCUGGGUUUUUCAGAGGCCAGAGCAGUCUUCAGAGGCUACAAUCCGCACAAGGGAGGGACUUGUAAGUGGUUUGCCUUGCGUUUUUUGUGUCAAAAUGACUGUAGAGCAAGUAGUUGGUGACGGCAGAGAUCAAUUUCCGAUUGGUAUGAGAGUUUUGGCCGUUGACGAUGACCCAACUUGUCUAUUGUUGCUGGACACUUUGCUUCGUCGCUGCCAGUACCACGUUACCACGACAAACCAGGCAAUCACUGCACUGGAGCUGCUGAGAGAAAACAAGAAUACAUUUGACUUGGUUAUUAGUGAUGUCCAUAUGCCAGACAUGGAUGGUUUUAAGCUGCUUGAGCUCGUUGGGCUUGAGAUGGACCUUCCUGUUAUAAUGUUGUCAGCAAAUGGUGAUACCAAGCUUGUAAUGAAGGGGAUAACUCAUGGAGCUUGUGAUUAUUUACUCAAACCUAUACGGAUUGAGGAGCUGAGGAACAUAUGGCAGCAUGUGAUAAGGAGAAAGAAAGUUGAUAACAAGGUCAGGAAUAUUUCUGACAAUCAAGAGAAGCCUCAUCAAGGAAGCGAUGAAACCACAGGAUUAGGAAAUUCGGAGCAGAAGCUUAACAAAAAGCGAAAGGACCAAAAUGAGGAGGACGAUGAAGACCAUGAUGAGAAUGAUCAUGAUAUUGAUGAUUCUUCAGCUCAGAAGAAGCCUCGCGUUGUCUGGUCGGUAGAGCUACAUCGCAAGUUUGUUGCAGCUGUUAAUCAGCUUGGAAUUGACAAGGCUGUGCCUAAAAAGAUUCAAGAGUUAAUGAAUGUGGAAAAGCUUACAAGAGAAAAUGUGGCAAGCCAUCUCCAGAAAUAUAGGCUCUACCUUAAGAGGAUCAGCUGUGUGGCAAACCAGCAAGCCAAUAUGGUGGCAGCCUUGGGUAGUACCGAUUCUUCAUGUUUACAAUUGGGUUCUGUGAAUGGAUAUGGAUUCCAUGCUUUGUCUGGAGCAGGCCAGUUUCAUAAUCCGGCUCUCAGAACUCUCCAACCUAGUGGGAUGCUUGGUAGAUUGAAUACUCCUACUGGUCUGGGUCUGCAUGGUCUUCAGACUCCUGGAAUGAUGCAAUUGAAUCAAGUGCAAAACUCAGGCAACUUGGCCAAUGAUCAAGCUCAGUUCCAGCCACUCAUGCUUCCUGGAAACCAUAAUGGGAACAUACUUCAAGGGAUGCCCAUGUCUUUAGAUUUUGAACAGCUACAGUCAAACAAGAGUAUUACGUGCAUUGGAGAGAUUCCCGAUGUCAUUGAUGAUACAACUGCUUUCCCUGUUUCUAGUGGCUUCCCAGAUGCAAAAAUAGAGAGUUCAAACCAUCUCCUUGGUGUCACAAACAAACCAUUGAUGUUAGAAGGACUCCUUCAAGAAAGCCAAGGUGGCCAAAAAUUCGGAAAACAAUCUCCUAUAUCGGUUGCCUCUUUAAAUUCAGGAUUUUCGUCCCAUGUUCUGGACCAUGCUAGAUGUAGUGACAGCUGGUCAAGUGCUGAUCAAUCAACCAGUUCCCAAUCCAAUUCUUUUCAGUUAAGUGAGCGUUUUAAACGGGCUAGUCAACGUGCUAGUAAUGUGAGAGAAAGCAUGUCUAUGUUGGCUUUCCAAAUGGGAAAUAAUUCCUGUGAUGUUUCUUCUAUGUCUUCACUACCCCCACAGUUUCAGGAGGCAAAAGCUGAUUUACAAAGCCAACCAGAUUUAGAUAACGGUUGUGCUGGCCAAAUAAUUAACAAUGCCCUGCAAGGUUGGGAUGACCGUAGACACGACACAUCCUACGUUUCAAGAGCUGCGGUAAACUCAGCUAUUCCUAUUAAUGUUCCUGGACGUCCACUGGGCCAGAACAUGGAUCCUUAUAAUCUAGUUCUCCAGAGAACCACAGAUUUCAGUUUGACAAGACAAUCAAGUUUUGUUGAUUCAUUACCCUUACCCAUGAAGAAUAAUGAGACAGAGAAUUCGGCUUUAGAGACACUGCUGAAGUCAAAGGACAGCCAUAUCAUGGGCCCACAAAAGAUGCAGGGCAGUUACAUUACCAACAAUUUUGGAUACUUAGAAGACAUAGCAAUUGCAAUGGUGAAACAGGAACCGGACAAGGGGAAUUCAAUUCAAGGAGACUUUGGAUCUGAUGCUUAUUCGUUCAGGAGAUGCAUGUAAAAGUAGUAUUUACCCACUGAGUCUCGUAGAAAGAAGGGUAUGCUAUAAAAGUCUAGGCCUUCUCCAUGAAUUUUGCCGUCGUAAUGUUGUUAGUGUCCUUGUUUAUGCAUUCCUCUGCAACAUUGUCCUAAGGCUCCUAGACAUGUUAACUUUUAUGUUGCAAUUUAUUUUGCUGUUGUGGUCAUAAUCUUCAGACAUUGUUUCAACCGACCAAACUUGCUGGUUCUAUAUGCAGAAAAUAAUUACUGGGUCUUCUUUUCUUUC